Molecule: messenger RNA, 542 nt
Organism: Diatraea saccharalis (sugarcane borer)
Lineage: Eukaryota; Metazoa; Arthropoda; Insecta; Lepidoptera; Crambidae
Source: the annotation of a GenBank genome assembly
UUAACAGUAUUAACUAAAAUAAAUUUGUUUAGUCAUGAUGAUUUGAGUUAAUGACACAGAGACAGAUUGGCAGAUAAUAAAGUAUCAGAAACGUGAAUUGUGUGACCUCUCACUCGCUCUUCCUAACAAAACCGCUGGUUAACAUUCGCGUUCGGGCCUUCGAGUUGUGCGUACGCGUCGCUCUCGCUGUUCGCUAAUAACAAACAUGGCUGCAGAAGUUAAGAAAUUCACCAGAAAGGAGAUAGCGGAGACCGGCAAGCCUGCGACUCGUUUCAUCAUUCACAAUUAUGUAUACGACGUAUCCAAAUUUUUGGACGAACAUCCCGGAGGACACGAAGUACUAGUCGAUGUCGCCGGCAAGGACGCGUCCGAGAAUUUCGACGACAUCGGUCACAGUAUUGACGCUAAGGAGUUAAUGAAAAAAUACCGCAUCGGUGAGUUAGUAAAAGAAGACAAAAAUAGUUUAUAUUAUUAUUUGUCGAUAAUUGUUUGAUCUUGUAGAUCCAUUACCAAAAAUCCUCAAUUAAAAUUAUGCAGAUAUU